AUGAGACGCUUAUUUUUAUUCAUCUUCUUAUUCAAUCAAGUUCUCAAUAUAGCGCUCGAUGUGAAGCCAAAUGGACACAAGUUGAACAAAUCUGGACUCAUGCACAAACUCAUGGACACGUUCAACGACGUGUCAAACCCAUCGAAAGCCGAUAUCAACUGCGGACUUUGCACUGUUCUCGUCGACGGACUUCAACAAGGAAUCAAGAGCAAUAAAACCGAUCAAGAGCUUUUUCAAUUUGUUGAAGACUUCUGUGUGAAUCUAAAAAUCGAAGAGCCACAUAUAUGCAAAGCCGUCGUCCCACAAUUUGGGCCUGAGAUCAUUUUUGUGCUCACAAAAAGCAAGCAUGAUGUUGAUGAUAUUUGCGGGUCGUUGAUUAAAGGUUGUGGGAAUCCGGACAAUCCGAAAACCCAACUCUGGUCGAUGACCAUUCCGGGAAACAAGCCAGCCGUCAAACCGUGGCCCACUGUUGCGAAUGGUGGACAAACCCUACGAGUCCUUCACCUAUCCGACAUUCACAUCGAUCGCUUGUACACUCCAGGAAAAGAAUCCAAUUGCACUCAUGGUGGAGGAGUUGCAAAUCCAAUGUGUUGUCGACCUUAUCCAGAUGAUGAUCUACAAAAACCAAUUCAAAUCCCGGCCGGUCCUUGGGGAAUGAAUGAGAAUUGUGAUAUUCCUUUCCAAACUUUCGCUAACGCUAUGAAACAUAUCAGUGAGACACAGAAACUUGAUUACAUUAUUGUCACUGGAGAUAUGGAAGCUCACGAUAUUUGGGACUACACUAAAGAUAAAACAAUUGCAAAUAUUGACAAUAUCACAGCGGUUUUGACGAGUUUCUUCCCAACUGUUCCCAUUUAUCAAGCAACUGGGAAUCAUGAAGGAGUGCCAAUGGAUGGAAUGCCACCACACACGAUGGAGGAAUACGACAGUCACAGUCCACAAUGGUUGUACAACGAGUAUGCAAAGAUUUGGGGAGUUCACCUCACACAACAAGCCAUCUCCGAUAUUCAAUAUCGUGCUUCGUACUCCGUCUACAUCCAGAAGAAUCUUCGUCUUAUCUCGUUGAACACUGUUUACUGUUCUGAAUGGAAUUUCUUCUUGUUGCUUGAUGUUGUUGAUCCUGACGGAACUUUGGAGUGGCUCACCGAGCAACUUUUAGACGCUGAACAGAAAAACGAGAAGGUCCACAUCAUUUCUCACAUUCCGGCUGGUGACGAUUAUUGUUUGAAAGGAUGGUCUUUCAACUUUUAUGACAUCGUGAAUCGCUUUGAGGGCACGAUCGCUGCGAUGUUCUAUGGGCACACGCACAAAGAUGACUUCAACGUAUUCUACGAGAACGGUGAUCCGACUGGUCGACCCACUCAUUUCACUUGGAUUGCUCCCUCGCUCACCACUUAUUCAUAUCUCAAUCCAGCCUAUCGAAUUUAUACAAUUGACGGAGCGUACACUGGGAGCUCAUAUACGGUUCUCGAGGCGGAAACUUAUUGGGCUGAUGUAGCUGCAGCGAAUCAGAACGGACAAGAGCCGAAUUGGCAACUCGAAUACAAAACAAAGCAAGACUAUCAAAUGACGGAUCUCUCACCGAAGAGCUGGAAUGAAUUGAUUAAACGAUUGGAGACUGAUGACACUUUGUUCAACAAAUUCCAUACUAAUUACUAUCGAAAUCCGAAUCAAGCCAAGAAUUGCUACAAAGAGCCAGAGUGUCGGAAGCAAUUCAUCUGUCGUGUGAGAAGCGCUCGUUCGUAUGAUGAAACGAAUUUCUGCAAA
This is a messenger RNA of Mesorhabditis belari, 1767 nucleotides long. NCBI's taxonomy places the organism in Eukaryota, Metazoa, Nematoda, Chromadorea, Rhabditida, Rhabditidae. The record is from the annotation of a GenBank genome assembly.